Messenger RNA from Coprinopsis cinerea okayama7#130, 3003 nucleotides. RefSeq names its product ATP-dependent DNA helicase recQ. Gene Ontology annotation, biological process: double-strand break repair via homologous recombination. The record is from RefSeq and is a predicted model, not a curated record. The coding region runs from base 1 to 3003 and encodes 1000 amino acids. The transcript has 5 exons. Gene Ontology annotation, cellular component: nucleus; cytoplasm; chromosome. Gene Ontology annotation, molecular function: 3'-5' DNA helicase activity; four-way junction helicase activity; nucleic acid binding. NCBI's taxonomy places the organism in Eukaryota, Fungi, Basidiomycota, Agaricomycetes, Agaricales, Psathyrellaceae.
AUGAAGCCAUCUCAUAAGAAAACGCCCUUCAAAAGAGACGCCAAAAGUCAGCAUACUCGUUCCCGUGGCUCGAAAAAUGAAAAACACGCACCAAGGGCCUCCUAUAAUUCACCGCUGCAUCCCAAAGACCUCGGCGACCUUGCGUCCCUACUCGAAAACCACCUGGGCUUCAAGCCCCGCCCUUUCCAGAUCAACGCAGUGACCAGCCAGAUGUUAGGAAAAGAUACCAUCGUCCACGCUGGGACGGGCAUGGGCAAGACCGUAAUCGCAAUCGGCCCUCACUUUCAUCCCCUGAGCAGAGGGCGCCUCACGAUCAUGGUAUCACCUCUGAUUGCCCUACAGAACGAACAGCUCGAGUCAUUCAACCAGAAGGGGAUCAAGGCAAUUGCACUCAACAGCCAAUAUGGCGGGUGCUCGCAUGCAAACCUACAGAAACUGAAAAACGGGGACUACCAGGUGUUGCUGAUAUCGCCCGAGCUGCUACUGUCCAAACGGUUCUUGGAUACGAUGAUGCGAGACCGGGAAUUCACGUCACGCAUUCUAUCGGUUGUGGUUGAUGAGGCACAUGUCGUAUCGAGUUGGGGAGCUGGAUUCCGCAAGAAGUACGGUGAAUUAGGGAUGAUACGAGCUUUUUUACCAAAACACGUACCUCUUGUCGCAAUGUCGGCCACUCUUCCUGCUCGUGUUCGCUACGAUGUCGCCCAGAAGCUCGAAUUCCCUCAAGAUGGUUACCUCUUCGUCAAUAUCGGCAACGACCGCCCCAACGUGUCAAUCGUCGUCCGUGCAAUUCACAACACAAUGAAAACCUACAGUGAUCUCGACUUUAUCAUUCCAAAGACAAUGAGGCACCCAAACGACAUACCUUCUACCUUGGUUUAUGGAGACAAUGUACAGGAAGGCCCCGUCAUUGCCGACAACAUCGACGACAAAUUGCCAGAGGAGUGGCGGCGGCGCGGACUCGUCCGUCCAUUCAAUGCUGGCUUUAGCCAGGCCUACCGAGAGAAGGUCUUACGGUUAUUCAAGCUGGGCAUAGUGAGGGUCCUCGUGUGCACAGAUGCUGCUGGGAUGGGGUGUGAUCUACCUAAAGUUGAGCUUGUGGUUCAAUGGAAGAUGCCCGACUCGAUUUCGACAUUCGUGCAGCGUGCUGGUCGGGCAGCACGUUCUCCCGGGACUAGUGGGAUGGCGGUCCUGUUGGUCGAAAAGUCAGCCUACAACGUCGAUCUUCAAACAUUGAACACCCAGACAACAACGACACAAUCAAUCCGAGUGAAAUCUGUCAACCCAACAAAUGCCAACAAACCCGCUCAGAGCACGGACAAGAGAACAAAGAAGGAGGUUCAAAUGUACGCAGCUGCUUGCGGGGCCCAUCGCGGGAAGCAUUCAGGGUGCUCUGACGAAUUGCCUUCCACACGAUUGGAACCACAUAUCGAUGUCGAGCAUUCAAACGAAGGGUUGUACGCAUUGAUUCAGACCACACUCUGUCGAAGGAGGGUUCUUUUGACUGUCUACGACAAUCAUACUGCCGACCCAGUUGAUCGCAAAGUGUGUUGCGAUCUUUGCAACCCCCAGCUCCUUGACCGCGUUCGCCCAGGAAAGCCACCUGCAAAAGAGCGUCGAAAGGUCGUCAAAAAACGGGCGGAAAUCGCUCUUCAUGUCUGGUCCAAACUGGAUGAGUGGCGCAUGCUGGUCCACGCCCGAGACUGGCCUCGGUCGAUGUUGGGUCCGUCAGCUAUCCUGUCGGACGACGAUCUUGAGAUGCUGGCAAUGGCGGAGAACAUCACGACACUAGAGGAUCUCAAAGAUAUCCUACAUCAGUGGACUUGGAGAACGAAAUAUGUGGACGAACUUUGGUCAGUGUGGGGAGAGGCAACCAGCAAUCGGGACCACGGGCCUGAAGUGCCUGCUGAGCCUACAUCCUCCUCCCCUUCUGCUUCCAACGCACGCGUGUCACCCUUGGUUGACGUCCCGCCAGCUCCGAUACCCAGGGAGUCCACCCCAGUAGUCUCACAACCAACCUCAACUCACAACGUCCCUCGGCAACCUUCUGUACGCGAUAUGACUGGAUCAACGUCGACGCCGGUAAUGUUGGCUCCAACCACAACGACCAGGAAGCGAACUCGGAGGGCAGAAGACUUGGAAACGGUCGGCGAUGGGGGCGAAGACGAUGUGCACAGUAACGGUGGUGGUCCAAGUCAAAGACGUAGAACUGAUGGCGGGAACACAUCAGCGUUUACCUCAUCGUUGACAGCAGCAUCGUCGCACGCGACUCCGUUCAACUUCAACCACUUCGCAGGUCGACACGAUUUAGCUUUUAGGCCGUACCCAACACCACCAGAUCCUCAAUACCAGGCACUGCAGCGCUACAACUUCAACCUUGCCCCUCAAUACUACAGUCAUGCAGUCCUACCGUCGACUCCGGCUCGCCAACAAUCGCUUUAUCACCCAAGCCCUCACACUAACCUCCAGCACGGCGCCCGAUAUCCACCACCACCCAUUUAUGAAGACCCACGCAUCGUCCAAGCACCGGUCUCGUUCGCCAGUCAGUCGACGCCAGUGCCGCAAGCCCAGUAUCAGCGCACGUAUGCGUCGGGUUCACUGCCAACCCCCGGGACCCCAUACCAUCUACCAGCUCGCCAUUACGAGGCUUCCAUCGACGAGCGACAGGGAGCGCGUACCUCAGCCUAUCAACCGCCUUUCCAACAGACGCCCUCGACGGCAUUCCCUCACCACACGACUCAGAGGACGCCGCUCCCUCCUCUCCAUGUUUUGCAUACGGGGUCUGGAGUACAGAUGUACCAUCCACCGACACCUGGCGACACUCCUCACCACCGGCGACACAAUCUUUCGUUCAAUGGUCGACCCUCUAGCCCUCAGUGGCCAAACCAUCCACUUCCUCCUCCCCCCAUUACACCUCAUUCACACAUUCCACCCACAAAUCAUGCCCAAUACGAGUUUAUCCUGGAUGCUCGUUCGUAUAAUAAUGAUUUUACUAAUGUACAAUAG